AUGGCUAACUGGUGUGAUAAAGGCAAGCAGUACCCAUUUCACAGCUCUAGCAAAUUGGAGGACAUACUGGUGUCGGAGAUCAAGAACGACGAGAAGAAAAUGAAGGAGUCGUCAGCAGUCUCCAUUGUUAUACAGUACACUCGUGAAGGAUGGGCUUUUACUGCCAGUGACUAUGUUUUUACAUGCAACCCAAGCAUAGGAGGCCUGAAACAUAGGGAGAAAUACUUUGUUUUCAGCUCCAAGGAAACAGCUUUAAGAUUUGGAUCCAAGCCAGAUGAGUACAUAGCCCGUGUGGCAGAGAAAGCAAAGCGGUCCCCUGAGCUUAUCCAGCUCCUCCAACUGCCUGUGUCACUCCACAUUCUGUGGUAUGUUCACUUACAAUAUCAUUAUUCUUAAAUUCCAUCUUCAGAACUUGGCAAUCCAGUCAGGGGAGAGACUGUUGGUAACAGCAGCACUCAGGUGGACACUUAUCUGUUGGAAACCAACAUUGUGAACUCGUACGAGUGGAAUGAGUGGGAGCUGAGGAGAAAAGCAAUCAAAUUGGUCAACAAUCUUCAUAGUAAAGUGGCCCACUCAAUGCAGGCUCAUCUAAUUCACAUGAGGGAUAAUGUCACCCAAACCUACCUCCCCGAAGAUGGUGCGUGCCAGUGCAAGAGGGAUGGCAAGAGCAACGUCCCCAAACCUCAGGUGUUCCUGGCUGAAAGACAAGAUAUCUGA
This is a messenger RNA of Salvelinus sp. IW2-2015, 717 nucleotides long. Its product is annotated as cilia- and flagella-associated protein 206. Lineage: Eukaryota; Metazoa; Chordata; Actinopteri; Salmoniformes; Salmonidae. The record is from RefSeq and is a predicted model, not a curated record. Gene Ontology annotation, biological process: regulation of flagellated sperm motility; regulation of cilium beat frequency; sperm axoneme assembly. The transcript is spliced from 8 exons. Gene Ontology annotation, cellular component: axoneme; ciliary basal body.